Bactrocera neohumeralis is the source of this 702-nucleotide messenger RNA. RefSeq names its product chaperone protein MrkB-like. The transcript has a single exon. Gene Ontology annotation, cellular component: outer membrane-bounded periplasmic space. Gene Ontology annotation, biological process: cell wall organization; pilus organization. The record is from RefSeq and is a predicted model, not a curated record. The coding region runs from base 1 to 702 and encodes 233 amino acids. NCBI's taxonomy places the organism in Eukaryota, Metazoa, Arthropoda, Insecta, Diptera, Tephritidae.
AUGAAAAAGACAAUUGGUAUUCUUUUACUGGCUUUAAGUGCUACAGUUAGCGCGAAAAACAUUGUAGUAAAUGGCACUCGCUUUAUCUAUCCUGCGGGAGAUAAAGAAGUUACCGUUCAGUUGAACAAUACGGCUAACCGUCCGGCAUUAGUUCAAACCUGGUUGGACACCGGGAACCCGGAACAAAGCCCGGAUACGAUUACAACCCCAUUCUCCAUCACUCCUCCAAUCACCAGAGUUGACGGGAACGCUGGUCAAACUCUCCGUAUCCGUGCAAUCAAUAAGGCGGGUAUUCCUACUGAUCGGGAAAGUAUCUGGUGGUUGAACAUUCUGGAGAUUCCGCCCAAACCUACCGCAGCAAAGGCACAAGGUGAAAGUGUAUUACAGUUAGCAAUUCGUUCUCGCUUUAAGUUCAUCUAUCGCCCUGAGAAUUUAGGUGAUCGUGAUAAUGCUGCUGAGAAACUUGUACUCAAAGCACAAGGGAAGAAUUUAAGAAUCGAUAACCCUACUCCGUUCUUUAUUACUGUCAGUAAAAUUACUAAAGGUACGGGCGUAAGCUUAAAUAGUGCCGCUGUCAUGAUUGCGCCUAAGAGCACGCAAACUGUUUCUUUGAAAGCUGAAGUACGGUCAAAUGAGAAGUUGACUGUGAGCAAUAUUAACGAUUACGGCUCCGAUACGGAGACCCCACUUACUACAAACUAA